AGCACGUGACUCGUGAGUGCCGCGGGAAGGGGAGGUCUGAAUUCACAGAGGCAGAACCACAGGCCCUGAGCACCUCGGCCUCUCUCACGUCUCCAGGCUCCAGACCCCAGGCCGCCCUACUUUCCUGGAACAUUCCUCCGUUUAGCAGAGGACAGGCAGCCCUCAGCUGUUCACCGUGAGCCUGUGGAUGCCGCUCAAGAUGUCCCCUUUCGGUUGCUGGGGCCUGCCCGCCGCCCUUCUCGCCCUGUUCUGCUGCCCAGGGUCUGGUGAGACAUUUGAGGUACACAUGUAUCCAGAGCAGCUGGUGGUGGAGUCCGGAGAGUCCACGUUGAUCAACUGUAGUACCAGCUGUGCCCUGCCUGACACCAGUGGCCUGGAAACCACUCUAACCAAGACUCUGGUGGCCAGUGGAACUCAGUGGAAGCAGUACUUGGUCUCCAAUGUCUCCCAGGACACAAUCAUCUACUGCUACUUCACCUGCUUCAGGAAGCAGAAGUUAAAGAGUCUCAACGUCAGCGUGUUCUACCCUCCAAAGGAAGUGCUGCUGAAGCUGAAGCCCACUCGGGUGGCUGUGGGGGGAUCCUUCACCAUCGAGUGCUGGGUGCCCAAUGUGGCACCUCUUGAGACCCUCACUCUCACCCUGCUCCGUGGCAAGGAGGCCAUGCACAACAAGACCUUUAGGACGAUGGCACUUGCCCCCCAAGAGGCCACAGUCACACAUAAUGCCACAGCUCAUAAGGAAGACGGCCGCCACAACUUCUCCUGCCGGGCAGACCUGGACCUGCGGUCUCUUGGUGGGGACAUCAUUCACGGUGUCUCAGAGCCCCAGACGCUCAAGGUCUAUGAGCCCAUGCCAGACAACCAGAUGGUCGUCAUCAUCACAGUGGUGUCCGUGCUGCUGUUCCUGUUUGUGACAUCUAUCCUCCUGUGCUUUGUCUUCGGCCAGCAUUGGCGCCAGAGGCAGAUGGGCGCCUACAGGGUACAAGGUGCUUAAAGGGGCCUGAGUCGGGCCUACUGGGCACAGCCUACAUGAGUGGCACGGUCACCAGCACGGCAGCCACUGGAAGUCAGCGUGGCUCCUCAGGGUUGUGGUCCAGCCCUGGCUGCAGGACUCUAAGGAGCAGCAGAGGACUUUGGGACCAUUUCCUCUUCUAGUCUAAAUAUAAAUACCUGGACUUAA
Messenger RNA from Acinonyx jubatus (cheetah), 1180 nucleotides. It is a transcript of the gene ICAM2, whose product is annotated as intercellular adhesion molecule 2. Gene Ontology annotation, cellular component: membrane. Gene Ontology annotation, biological process: cell-cell adhesion. Gene Ontology annotation, molecular function: integrin binding. Bases 188 to 994 code for a protein of 268 amino acids. Lineage: Eukaryota; Metazoa; Chordata; Mammalia; Carnivora; Felidae. The record is from RefSeq and is a predicted model, not a curated record. The transcript is spliced from 5 exons.